CUCGACUGUCGAAUCACGUAUAUACUCCCUAGCUAGCGCUAGCGUGACUCGACAGGGGCUCCGUAACUUACGUGUGUUGCCCAGGCUCCGAGUUAUCCCUUGCAUUUUGAAUGCGGAGAUUGGGCAGGCACACGUUCACGUUCACUUUGCUUCUAUACUGGGCAUCGCACCCGCGCGGCGCUAUAGCUCUCGUAAACUAUAUAACUUUGUGCACGUUGUAAACGUCCUUGCUGCAAAGCGUUUAGUUCUUGCCCCUACACUCUUUGUUUUCCGCGCCGCGUCUAGCUCCUGCUUCCUCCCCCCCCCCCUCUCCCAAUGAUCUUCAUGCAUGCAAUCGAUUCAAUCGGCCUCAGCUAGAGGUUUCCUGGAUGCGGCCCCAUAUAUUCUCCCCAUACUAUUCGUACCUCCAAUGCCUCGCCGAACAUCAUGUGCCAUCGAUCAACCCCUCGUUGGCGAACUUGAAAGUUCGGAAGUCGCUUUCUAGCAAUAAAGCCCUAAAAAAAGCCAUCUUUUGUGGGACGAAUGAUAUCACUGGCAGACCAACGCGCCGUUCGCGUGAGGUCUUUGCUGGCCAUGCACAACCCAAGCCGUGGAUAUCAUCGAUUUCUGGUGGUCUCAAAGUCAAUGCUCUUCCUGAACAGAAUCAUUUGUUUGUUUGUUCUUUUUGUUUUAAGCCAUUCGGCAUCGAUCACCUUUUGACUCUGCCAGUCAAGGAGCUCAUGGGUCAUUUGGAGACCUUGAUUCAGCCUCUAGCUGAGCAUAAUACAACUUCUCGUUCGCGGCCUUCGGGUUCAAUGCUGAUGCCUCUUUACCCCACUGCAGUGGUACGAAAUCAACGGGUGACCGCUGGAACACCAAUUGGAAAUACGGGUUCGCCCUCAAAACACCAUUACCCUAGGGGCUAACUCCGGAAAUUGUUAUUGGGACUUGACCCACGGCCUGUGGCGGAGUCCAUACAGUAAACAGACAACAAAUUUUCACCAUCUAUCUUGUGGAUGACAGCUAUAAAAGCAAUUGCAUUCGUCGACAGGAUCGCUUCUCCUUUUAUCUAAUCAUGAAUGUCAAUGAUUCUAACGGGGAUUUUCUAUCAGACAGGAAUGUCGACUGGACCACUCGAAGUCUUGUAUAUGAGUCAUGCGCUGUGUGGGGGAUUGCGUUCUAAGCAUACAGGAAACAAGGCGUUCGCGUCUAUUCAUGGGCUAGAAUGGUUUGAUACUCCAGAAGGCGCAUCCUAGAGGGAUGUGAGCAUCAGAAUGGUGACCUUUCCGACAGCAGGGAUGUAUAGCGACG
Cantharellus anzutake is the source of this 1290-nucleotide messenger RNA. RefSeq lists its product as uncharacterized. Lineage: Eukaryota; Fungi; Basidiomycota; Agaricomycetes; Cantharellales; Hydnaceae. The coding region runs from base 369 to 905 and encodes 178 amino acids. The transcript has 3 exons. The record is from RefSeq and is a predicted model, not a curated record.